AUGCCUAGCUUUCCAAGGGCAAGCUUGUUGAUAGCAUUCUUAAUCAUUCAGUCAAUGCUUGUAGUGAGUUCAGAGGCACGUCUUUCUCUUGUGUUCUCAACCCUGCCACAUAAGACUGAUAGCCGCCUUUUCUUGCGUAAACUGGGGUUUCAUGUACCAAAAAAUGAGUCUUAUCAGAGAAGGUUUCUUCUGGAUGGAGAUAUAAAGAGAACCUCACCCGGAGGACCAGAUCCCCAACAUCAUUAG
Prunus armeniaca (apricot) is the source of this 246-nucleotide messenger RNA. Lineage: Eukaryota; Viridiplantae; Streptophyta; Magnoliopsida; Rosales; Rosaceae. The record is from the annotation of a GenBank genome assembly.